Striga asiatica is the source of this 420-nucleotide messenger RNA. The record is from the annotation of a GenBank genome assembly. Lineage: Eukaryota; Viridiplantae; Streptophyta; Magnoliopsida; Lamiales; Orobanchaceae.
AUGUAUCCGAUGAUGGAGGCGUCUGAUAUCGGAAAGGUGGUCGCCGGACAGGGUGAGGUCUUCCGGUGGCCGCAGGGCGCACGAUUCAAAGUAGCCCACCCACUAUUCAUUUCGUUGGAAUCAUGCGUGAAACAUACCUCCACGGUGCCACCUCUCUCAACCGCUGUCGUGCGUCUAGAAAUUCUCCGGUUGUUGUCGCCGGAGGUGACGGCCGUCGGAAAGGGAUGCGGUCGAGAUGGAUCGACGGCUGUAGAGAUCGAACGCCAGUCGCCAGAAAAAGGAUGCGGCCGCCAUACCUUUAGCGAUGGCCGCUGUCGAGCAUCUGGUGGUGGCCGGGUUCACUGUGUGUUCCGCCAGAAAGUGAUGCGGCCGAGAUGGAGCGAUGGCUGUAGAGAUGGAACGACGUUCGCCGGAAAAUAA